Messenger RNA from Diplodia corticola, 3192 nucleotides. Its product is annotated as atp-dependent rna helicase dbp7. Bases 1 to 3192 code for a protein of 1063 amino acids. Gene Ontology annotation, molecular function: histone acetyltransferase activity. The record is from RefSeq and is a predicted model, not a curated record. The transcript is spliced from 4 exons. Gene Ontology annotation, biological process: regulation of DNA-templated transcription. NCBI's taxonomy places the organism in Eukaryota, Fungi, Ascomycota, Dothideomycetes, Botryosphaeriales, Botryosphaeriaceae.
AUGGCCGCCGAGCCAAGCAGGCUGCUAGGCCAAGGCAUGGGCAACAACUUGGAGGACGAAGACAGCGACGUGGAUGCCGAGCAUGAGGAGGACGUGGACAUGAUCCAGCCUGCCCCGUUCGUGAAGCCGAGCCAGGCCCCGCCGGAGGAUGAAGGCUCCGACCUGGAUGCCGAGGGCGAGGACAUUGACGCCGAAGGCGAGGAGGUGGACGACGACGAGGAUGCCGGCGAGCCGGUCGGGGCAGUCAAGCUGCAGGAAGGCGAUGACAUUGACGCCGAGGGCGAAGAAGACGACGAGGAAGCCGUGCUCGACGAGUCGUCGGACGAGUCCAACCGCAGCGACAGCGACGCCGAUGCUGAUGGUGAAAGUUACUCGGAGUCGGAGGGCGGAAAUGAAUGGGAGAACCAGAGUGAUACAGCGGAGGAGGGUGAUGCGGAGAUUGUGGACCCCAAUCGCUGCGUGUUCUGUGGUCAGGACGAGGAGCAUGACCCCAGCGAAGAGUUCGAAGAGUACCUCUCGUGCGCCGUGUGCGGGGACAACGCUCAUCGGCAAUGCGCUCGCCACGCUAGCUCCCUUAAGAUUGAUGAAGAUGCCGAGGAUUGGCGCUGCACGGCUUGCGUUGAGAAUGACCUCGAGGCCGACGAGGAAGAAGAUACUCCACGCCCGCCUGUGCGGCGGCGUUCUUCUGCUCAGAAGCUUACCAGAGACCUGCUGCCCGCUUCCCGCGGCGCCAACAAGCCUGACUCGCACUCUGUGUUCAACACGUUGAUCCACCCAGACGACCCUAUGGAUGGCUCUCGCUCGCUUCGCAAACGCAAGGCAGAGCCUGAGGAUCAGCCGCUGCCUGUGCGUUCGACUCGAAAGCGACGGCGCUCAUCUCAGACGCAAACACCUUCUGAGCCCGACGCCGAUGACUCUGACGCCUCGUCGCAGCCCGCAAUCCGCGUGGCUCCGCAACCAGUGGCAACCGACGAUGAAAAGGAAUCGGACGAGGAUGAGGGUCCCAACGCCAUUAGGUCAUCGCGCCGAACACGGCCAAGAAGGUCGGCAUCUCAGAAAGUCGACCAGCCCGGCGCCAUCAUCCUCAAAUCUACCAACAAGCAACUCAUCGUGGCAUUUACUAAUCUGGACACAUCCAAACUGCGGGAUGUGCUGAGUUCCACAGCGAAACAGAAGAAGCGGAGAGCUCGUGACCGGGCCAGACGAGCCGAACGUGCGGCCGCCGCCGCCGCUGAACCGGAGGUCUCUCAUUAUCCGGCUCUGCACAACAACUUCACCCAGUUCUUCGGCUUUGGGGAUCGCGAGAUGGACGAGUCGAAGUCCAAACCCUAUGGCGGCAUUCUGUCUGAAGCGGAAGCUGAUACAAGCAAAACUUUCCCCGGCGGCGCAGACCGCAAACGCUUCGAGGAUGCACGUCUCAAGGCAGAAGAAGACUGGAAGAAGAAGACGGCUCCGCUAGGCACGGCUAGUGAUCACAGUCGCAGCUCCAAGGUGUCGGGACCGCCGAGCAAAAUCAAAUGCAUCAACUUUGGGGGCUACGAAAUCGACACGUGGCACGCAGCACCCUAUCCAGAGGAGUACAGCCGGAACAAAGUCCUCUACAUUUGCGAGUUUUGCCUCAAGUACAUGAACUCCGACUACGUGGCCUGGAGGCACAAGCUCAAAUGUCCUGCAAAACACCCACCAGGGGACGAAAUCUACCGCGAUGGCCGAUUUUCGUUUUUCGAAGUCGACGGACGGAAGAACCCUGUCUACUGCCAGAAUCUCUGUCUCUUGGCAAAACUUUUCCUAGGGUCCAAGACGCUGUACUACGACGUUGAGCCCUUCUUGUUCUACGUCAUGACCGAGACAGACGACUAUGGGUGCCAUUUUGUCGGAUACUUUUCCAAGGAGAAACGACCAAGCAGUCUGAACAACGUGUCCUGUAUCCUGGUUCUGCCAAUCCACCAACGAAAGGGCUUCGGGCAUAUGCUGAUCGAAUUUUCUUACCUGCUCACGCGAGUGGAGAAAAAGACGGGCUCCCCCGAGAAACCACUUUCGGACAUGGGCCUCGUUUCCUAUCGAAGUUACUGGCGGCUCAUCCUUUGUUACCAGCUCAUGGACCAACGGGGCCCCAUCAGUAUCACAACUAUCUCGGAAAGGACAGGCAUGACGGCGGACGAUAUUGUAUCCGCGCUGGAAGGGUUGCGUGCUCUUGUGAGAGAUCCCGUCACCAAGAAAUACGCACUACGCCUGGAUUACGAUUACUUCCGUCACUAUAUCGACAAGUUCGAGGCCAAACAAUACCCCCAGAUCAAUGCCGAGUGUCUAGUUUGGACUCCUUACGUGAUGGGCCACAACAACCUGUCUCAUUACGAUGAUGGCCCGCCCCUGCAGACAGUUGCACAGCGCGAGGGCGAGGACGACGAAAAGGUUGCGCCAGAAGAAGGCGUGCAAAUGGCAGAGGCUGCCGAACAUCCGGAGACGAAUGGCCAUCAAUCAGACAACCAAAACGACGAGUUCGAGAUCAAGGACGACGUAGCUUCUACCGGCGAUGCACAAAGCCCGCAAAGACCAAAAACGCCAAAAGCAAAGUCUACCGGGUCCAUCAAGUCGAACCCUUCGACCCCACAGGCCAACGGCACGUCGCACCAGGGCUCAACGCCCGCCAAAAACAAUCCUGUUGCCGGCAUACCACCCACUCGCUUCGAAGUUUUCCCACCCAUCCCCGGCACGGCUGCGAAGAAGCGCGGACGGCCCUUCUCUUCCAGCAGCAGGCGUAACGCUACACCGGUUCGCAGCUCAACGAGAAGUGGCAAAACGCUCGGUGGUGGUAAGCUGGAGACACCACUCGCGGGACAUGGCAAACCGCUUUCCAUGCCCACCACUGUCCGCCGCACAAGAAGCAAGCUCGGAGAGAUUGUAGUCAACGGGCUUGAUAGUACCAACGACAGCCGGCAUGGGAGCGAGGAAAAGCCGGACAACGGAAGGAGUGUAAUCAAGGGGAAGGGAGUCGGCAAGACUCGGAGUAAUGGCUUUUCGAAUCGGAUCGAAGAUGACGAAGAUGACGAAGAUGGUGCAACGGCUGCGAGUGAAGAUGAGGAGAUGGGCAGAGGAAAGGGCAAGUCGGCCCCUUCAUUCGUUGAAGUCGGCGAGGAUCUCGAUGCCGACGGUGACAUCGACGCUAUCGGUGAAGACGAUCCCGAUGUCUGA